AUGUCAGUGCCAAAAGCGGUAACCCCGAGCUACACUCCGGCUUACCAUGCGGCGCUGCAUAGGGAGUCCCUGCAGAGCUUACCUUGUCCUUCGCUCCUGCAAUGUGUUCCCUGCAGCAUCCCCGGCCAUCUCCUCUGUCCGAUGCCGGCAUCCGGCUUCUGUGUUCCGGUCCCUGUGACGUCGGGACGUACGGGCGCCGCCGGCGACGGGAAAUUUGAAAAUUUUAAAAAAUGUAAUUUUUUUCAAAACAAAUUUUUCAUAUGCUUUGUCCUGUGCCCUGCCUGCAUUUUGUCUGUUCUUUCU
Staurois parvus is the source of this 303-nucleotide messenger RNA. NCBI's taxonomy places the organism in Eukaryota, Metazoa, Chordata, Amphibia, Anura, Ranidae. The record is from the annotation of a GenBank genome assembly.